UUUUGCCGCCGCGGAAAGUCAAAGUCCGUAGUCAUAAAGUCAACACACGUUUAAAAAAAAAAACACGAAAAGAACUUAAUAAUUAUCCCUCACGCUUCCUCGUACUAUCAGAAUAACAAGUUCCAUUACUAUAAAACAAACUUCACCCCUCUUCUUAUAACAACAAACAUAAUUAGUUAUAUAACACUUAUAUUAUAUUAGAUUAAUUCAUUGUUUAUGGGUACAGUGUUAGAGAUCACAGUUAUAUGUUGUGAAAACCUUCGCGUGAAGGAGGACCCCUACGUGGUGGUUCGAGCAGAGUCGUUAAAGUGUUGCACCACCAAGAUGGCCAAAGACAGUGGCGCCACCGAAAGGAGUCUGUUUUCGUGGAACGAGAGAUUGAUGGUGGGCAUGCCUUUGCAUGCACGCUCCAUCACGUUCGAGGUUCAAAGCAACAGCUUCAAGGCUCUUCGACCUGUUGGGGUCGCCAGAAUCUCACUUUCCGAUUUUCUUACGCCGGAAAAUUCUAUGCAAGUGUUUAGUUACCGCUUGAGGGACUGGGAAGGGAAGAGAAACGGGGUGAUCUAUUUCGCGGUUAGAGUGGCGGUUCCGGAACCGGUGAAGGGUAUGGUGGUGAGUAAGAAUUCCGGUGAUGAGUUCGUGGAAAUUGAACAGUCUGAUGAAGUUGUUGUUGGUGUUCCACUUUGGUGGAACUAAUUCUAGGAUAUUAACGUAAUAGAUUUGAGAUUAGAACAAUGAUUUCGUUUAUGGAUAAAAACUUUCUUAAAUAUAUUUGUUUUGCUACAAUUUAAGCAA
Vigna radiata var. radiata (mung bean) is the source of this 795-nucleotide messenger RNA. RefSeq lists its product as uncharacterized. The transcript has a single exon. The coding region runs from base 217 to 696 and encodes 159 amino acids. NCBI's taxonomy places the organism in Eukaryota, Viridiplantae, Streptophyta, Magnoliopsida, Fabales, Fabaceae. The record is from RefSeq and is a predicted model, not a curated record.